Messenger RNA from Sebastes umbrosus (honeycomb rockfish), 4084 nucleotides. It is a transcript of the gene card11, whose product is annotated as caspase recruitment domain family, member 11. Gene Ontology annotation, biological process: regulation of apoptotic process. Gene Ontology annotation, molecular function: protein binding. Bases 389 to 3859 code for a protein of 1156 amino acids. The record is from RefSeq and is a predicted model, not a curated record. The transcript has 25 exons. NCBI's taxonomy places the organism in Eukaryota, Metazoa, Chordata, Actinopteri, Perciformes, Sebastidae.
GACAGAGAGAGACAGGUCACAGAGGCUCUUCCUCACCUCUUUGCUCUGCACUCAACUUGUUAUUUCCAUCUGAGCUCACACCGCCCACCUCCGCUCUAUCUCUCUCUUUCUCUCUAUCUCUCUCUCUCUAUCUCUCUCUAUCUCUCUGUCUAUGUCUCUCUGUCUCUCACACGGUGCGCCCAUGCGCUCCUCACACCUCAAAGAUCUACUUUAAAAGUCACCUCUCUUUUGGAUAAAUGGAGACAACCUGAGCCUCUGCGAUUAAUGCUGGACCAACCGGUUUAAACUAACAAACAAACAAACAAGAAAAGAACAACAACAGCUACACCUUGGCUAAGUUUCCCUUCCAUUCUUUGGACAACAUAAACCGCAUCUCAGGGCGUAAGAGAUGGAGAACGGGAUGUGUGACGACGUGGAGGCGCUGUGGGAGAAGGUGGAGUGCAAACGGUAUGAGCUGUGUCGCACCAUCACACCGGCGAAGCUCACCCCCUACCUCCGCCAGUGCAAAGGCCUGGAUGAACAGGACGAAGACGAGAUCCUCAGCUCCCCGCUGCUGAUUUCCAAAGUCAACCGCACAAGCCGUCUACUUGACAUCCUCCACACUAAAGGAGAGCGGGGGUAUGUGGCAUUUUUGGAAAGUCUGGAAUUUUACUACCCUGAGCUAUACAAGCUGGUCACAGGGAAGGAUCCCACACGACGCUUCUCCACCAUCGUAGUGGAGGAGGGUCACGAGGGUCUGACCCAGUUCCUGAUGAACGAGGUGACUAAGCUGCAGCAGCAGUCCAAAGUCAAGACCAUAGAGCGGGCCGAGCUCAGCAGGAAGUACUGCACGCUGGAGGACAAGCAGAAGAAGCUACAGCUGGCCAAUCAGGAGCUUCAGACCUUCCAACAGAGGUACAAUAAGUUGAAGGAGGAGAGGAACACCUACAGUGACGAGCUGCUGAGAGUGAAGGAUGAAAACUACAAACUGGCCAUGAGGUACGCCACGCUGAGCGAGGAGAAGAACAUGGCUGUGAUGAGGAGCCGAGACCUGCAGCUAGAGGUUGAUCAGCUGAAGCACAGGCUGAACAAAUUGGAGGAAGAGUGUAAGAUGGAGAGGAGGCAGAGUCUCAAGCUGAAGAAUGACAUCGAGAACCGGCCGAAGAGAGAGCAGAUCUUUGAACUGGAAAGAGAGAACGACUUGCUCAAGCACAAAGUACAGGAGUUACAGUCCAUCAUACAGCCGGGCCCACUACCUGCAUCAGACAAGGCCAUCCUUGACAUUUUGGAGCAUGACAGACAGGAAGCAUUAGACGACAGACAGGAUCUGGUCAACCGCCUCUACAAUCUCCACGAAGAAGUGCGGCAGGCAGAGGAACUACGAGAUAAGUACCUGGAGGAGAAGGAGGAUCUGGAGCUGAAGUCCUCCACACUGCAGAAGGACUGUGAGAUGUACCGCAACCGCAUGGACACCAUUACCGUCCAGCUAGACGAGGUGGAGAAGGAGAGGGACCAGGCAUUUCGAGCUAGAGACGAGGCCCAGCACCAAUUCUCCCAGAGCCUCAUCGACAAAGACAAAUAUCGCAAGCAGAUCAGAGAGCUGGAGGAGAGGAGCGAUGAGCUCCACAUCGAGAUUGUACGCAAAGAAGCCAAGCUGGUCACCUUGGAGUCUCGCCUACGACGGACGAAGGAAAUUGGGCUGGAUCAGAGUUUGCCGAGGGACCUGCCUGCGACCAUCAUCUCUCAAGCGGGGGACUUUAAACACGUCCAGGACCAAGCAGAGUGGUCCAGCGAUGAGUCGCCGGGGGAGAAGUUCUCAUCUGAUGAGCCUCGUCUCAAACGCAGACCCAACCUCAAAGCAGGGAACAGAGUUAAGUCUCCAGUCUGUGUCCCCAAAGAAGUGAACUUAACUCAAUCUGCAGCUCCGUCAGUCAACGGAGGAGACUUUCUGGAAAUCCAGAUGCGAAACUCGCACGGCAACUGCACCUCCCUCCCUAACUCCCCCAGCAUCCUGAUGUCCCCCACAUAUCCACCCUUCUCCGCUCACCCCCUCUCCUCCUCCCCCUCCCCGUCUCCAUCCCCGCUCCCCUUCACUGUGGUUGAACAGUCCAACAGGCCAAACAUGCUGCGUUACCGUAACGACAGCAUGCUGCCUGAGCCACCAGAGAAAGCAUCGCUUUACCGCAGAGAGAGGGAGAAGGAACAUGACUUCCAUCCCCGCAGCCUCUCGGACUUCGACAGUGACAACAUGGAAAUGGAGUUUGAGGACGAGCGUGGUCCAUCUUCUGUCCACUCAUCUUCCUCAUCGCAUCAGUCAGAAGGGAUGGACACUUAUGACCUGGAGCAGGUCAACAGUAUCUUCAGGAAACUCUCUCUGGAGCGGCCGUUCCGUCCGUCUCUGUCUUCCUUCUCCAGGAUCAGCGCUUCCCUGAAGCCGGUGCAGGAGCUGUCGUUGCAAGGCGACAACCUGCUGAAGGACAUCACCCUGGUCGGCGGCAACGACAGCGGGAUUUUCAUCUCAGCCGUCCAGUCGGGCUCCAUCGCUGAGAAAGUGGGGCUUCGAGAGGGCCACCACCUCCUACUGCUUGAGGGAUGCAUACGUGACGAGAACCAAAGCAUUUCAUUGGAUACCAGCACUCAGGAAGAAGCCCAUUGGACGCUGCAGCACUGCUCUGGACUAAUCAGGCUGCACUAUCGAGCCAACUUUGACUCCUAUCGACGCCUUCAGAGGGACCUAGCGGAAGGCCCGUUGGUUUCCGGCGACUCCUUCCACAUACGGGUUAACCUCAACAUCUCCGGCCAAUCAGACAGCUGCUCUCUGAGCGUGCACUGCGAUGAGGUGGUGCACGUGCUGGACACCAGGCACCACGGUCACUGUGAGUGGCUGUGCGCUCGUGUCGACCCCUACAGCGGCUCCGACCUGCCUGACCGCGGCACCAUACCCAGCAACUCACGGGCCCAGCAGCUACUCCUGGUAAAGAUUCAGAAGUUUGUGUGUCGAGGGGGGAGAGAAGAGAAUGAGAUGAACCGCAAUAGGAACAAUUUACAGCCAGAAGAAGCCAGCCCGUCUCCUGAUACUAAAGCCAGCCCACGCUUGUCUCGAGCCAGCAUCUUCCUAACUCAGAUACUGCAGUUUGUCAGCCGGGUGGACAUCAAGUACAAGCGAAUGAACAGCAACGAGCGCGUUCGGAUCAUCAACUCAGGCAGCCCAACAACACUACCCAGACAAGGUUUUGAGGUGCUGAGACCAGAAGAUGCUGCUGACCCAGACAGUGAGCUGAGCAGGAGUUUGAGCCUGAUUCCCUACAGUACUGUCACCCCCCAGCGGACCCAGAGGAGAAGACCGGUCCUAUUCACUCCCACUGCUCUCGCCAAAACCAUUAUCCAGAAAAUACUCAACAUGGGGGCAGCCAUGGAGUUUGACAUCUGCAAACCAGACACCCUGUCCAAAGAUGAGUUUCAUCUGAAACAGAAUGUGGAGCCCUUCAUUCACUACAAAGAGAAACACACCACAUUUGAAUGCAUCACCCGAGAAAACAUAGAGGCUGUCGCUUCUAAGGGCAAACACUGCCUGCUGGAGGCCGAGCUGAGCUGCGUCAAAGACCUUCUGCGGAGAGAAAUCUACCCCAUCAUCAUCUACGUCAAGAUCUGUGAGAAGAAUGUCAAGAAGUUACGGAAGUUGCCUCUGCGCGUGGAGUCGGAGGAGGAGUUUGUGAAGUCGUGUCGGGCGAAAUUGAAGGAGCUGGAGGGCAUUCCCUGCCUCUACGCCAGCGUGGAGCCCGAGGCCUGGGCAGGAACGGACGACCUCAUAAGGGUCGUCAAAGAUCGGAUCCUGGAGGAGCAGAAGAAGACGAUCUGGGUGGAGCAGGACCUCCUGUAGACACACGCACAGAUACACACAACGGUCUGUACAGGGAAAUAGUGUAUUGUAGCUGAGCACCGUAAAAAACACCCAUGUACAUUCUGCUUUUAUGCAUAUUUAUGCCAAGACUCAAAAAUGCACAUGUGGACAUUCGCACUGCUAUAACAUAAAUGCAUUAUAUAUUUUGUAAAUGUUUGCCUUGACUUUGAUUUAGAGAAAUAAACAAAUGGAAAACUUUAAAAA